AUAACACCAACACACAUUAUAUUUGUUUACGCCCAGCACAUCGUGAAGUCAACAAGUCAGCUCUCUCGUUUAUGCAUUUGUUUUAAUAUUUAUUAUCUUUCCUGAGGAAAUUAUAAUCUACUAAAUCCUGAUGGGUUCUAUGGUACAUAUUGUAUCGACAACGGCGUUGAUUUUCGUCACUCUAUUAGACUUUAUAUGUUCGGUAACUGCUGAAAUAUGUCCUUCUGGAAUAGAAUGUGAUUACAAUGAGCAUUGUUGUGAGGAUGGUUGCUGCGCAGGUGAAAAUAAUUACGGAUAUGCUUACGGCUAUGGAUUCUACAACCUGUGGUAUUUCUGGUUUGUGAUCAUCAUGGUUAUGAUGACUUGCUGCGGAGCCUGCAGCUACGUCAAGAAGCGACAGUAUUACAUGAGACAGCAAGAGGGCUUGGCACGGUCCGCUCACCUAACCGGGACCCAAGUUCAUCAUCCUCCUACCACGUACGGUGUCCAUCCAAGCAACUUGGCAACACCAGUAGGCGCCUUCCCUGGUCCUCCAGCUUACAAUGAGGUUACGGGUAAGCCAGACCAGUUCCCCAAGGCAGACUACGGUUACCCCAACUAUGGUUUUGCAGCUCCGCCUUACUCCCCUCACGAAGCCAGCAUGCCUCCUCAGUCAGCAGCACCAGCACCCGAUGGCACCAUUCCAGUCCAUACAACCACCGCCGACGGUACCAUCCCGGUGCAGUAUCCCCCCUCGGCUGCCAUGCCAUACCCUCCCUCCGCUGCAAUGGCGUACCCUCCACCCCACGCAGGGGUACCGACAGCGGCCACGCCCGAUUCAGUGCCUACCACCGCCCCACCCCCGUACACCCCAUCUGUUACCAGCCCACCUGUACUGUCCACAGACCAGUCUAACCUUGUAGCAUGAAUAGAGCAUCAAACCCUCGAGAUAUGGUAAAAACCAUGGAUUACUGUUACCCCAGAAACUUUCACAUCUGUAGUCAAUAUAAAAUAUUUGAAAAACAAGUCGGAAAGUGUUUAAAAAAACAGCACGGAAAAUAUAUUUUUGGACCAUUUUCAACUCUGAAUAUAUUUUCAUCGACCAGUUAUCUUUUAUACCAAACCUGUGUCCACAAAAUAUGUUAUUGUUCUAUUUUUAUUUUUUUCCCCAUAAGAAAAGAGGAGAAAAAUAGGCUAUUUAAAAAAAAAAUACAAAAAGAAUAUAGAGAAAAUAGCCCCCCCCCCCCAAUAUAUUUUUCACCCAUGAAAAUUGAACAGGCAUCACGAGGGAUGAAAGAAACUUUUGUGGAUUUCUAAAGUGGUCCAGAUUUGUACACGUGUAAGUGCUUAAUACUGCGCACUACUGAAUUGCAACACUAAAUUUUAGGAAAUCACACAAGUUCCUUUGAUGUAAAACUGCCGUUUUAACACAAUAAGAAACUGUCAUGUUGUGAAUGUUGCUGAUUUUACAGUGCACAUGUCUAACCUGUUUCCAUGGCAACGAGAGGAUACUUUUUAAAAUGAUUUAUAAAAUCUAGACAGGGUAAUCUUUAUACCUUAGCACAACAUCAACUGUCAUUCAUCUUUCAUGAAGUGAAUUAAUAUAGCGCGAUUUUUGAUAGUGCAGAAUAAUGUAUCUCAGUUUGCAGUCAUCACAUACUGUAGGUCAUGUUCUGCCUUGCUUAGCUCCAAAUUUUGGGGAUAGUAUAAGUCAGCUUAUUUGACAGUUCUUGAUAAUCGUAGAUGAUAUCCAUAUCCCUUUCAUGUUAAUCUUGAAUUCUGGUAAUGGAAAUUAAUUUUCAAAGAAACUUGACUCACAAUUAUUCCUAACGGUUUAUUACGGUAUACAAAAGAUGUGCAAUCGUUGUUCGCACCUGCCAAAACGUGCAGAAUAUACCAACAUUUUUGUUAAAAGCUUUCAAAAUUCUGUUGGCUGUGGGAUAUUGGAUAUCUGUGGGCUGUGGAAAUUUCCUCUUUGUGUCAUGGGAACAGGUCACAUGUUUUUCUUCUUCGUUAUAACAAUAGAUUGCUCACAGGAUAUUGUCAUGUGCUUAUAGUAAAGAUAUUCCUGUUUUACAAUAUACAAGAAUUUUCAAUCACAUGAUUGAUAUAGAUUUAAAGGGAACAUACAAACACUCAGCAAAAAAUGAAAUGAAAGAAAGUGGACACUAUUCAUUAUUCAGAAAAUACUUUAAUUCUCUAUAAUUAAAAGGAGUAAAUAUUUUAAGCGUGAUAUGUAGUUAAGAAUUAUUUGAUGUAGAUAAUGGAAAGAAAUAGAUAAUAUAUAUUAAUCAAAUAAAUUCAUAAGUAUUUUAAUUAAGCUCUAUAUAUUUAUCAAAAGCUAAAUUAUAGAAUAAAGAUUACAGUUAAUAUGUGUGUGAAAGGAUUUGACUACUUUUAGGGCUUCUACUAACAUAUAAUGCCUUCCCAGGAAGAUUUAACUAUUUUAAUCUUGAUUAUAUUCCUCGCAUUCAUGUGGUCGUGUAGAAUGUUUCGUUGUAGUCUGGUAGUUGAAUAUGCGAACACUCACUGACUUUCAUUCCUAAGUGCUGGCGGUUCCAAUGAAUGAGAACAAAAAA
Molecule: messenger RNA, 2558 nt
Organism: Strongylocentrotus purpuratus (purple sea urchin)
Lineage: Eukaryota; Metazoa; Echinodermata; Echinoidea; Camarodonta; Strongylocentrotidae
Product: WW domain binding protein 1-like
Exons: 5
Coding region: 131-907 (258 amino acids)
Cellular component (GO): cytoplasmic vesicle membrane
Source: RefSeq, a predicted model, not a curated record